UGCUAACUGUUCACAUGAGUGUGGGGGAAGAAAAUCUGAUAAUGGUGACAGUUAAACUCACAGGGGUGGCACUUUUCCUUCUAAUGUCUUCCUGGAUAUUUUUCUUGUUUCUUUUUUGUAAACAGAACACUAUCUUAUUAAAUCAUGCAAACAUCUCGUAUCUAAUGACGUGUAUAUCCUUUUUAAAAGAUAGUCAAGAGAAAACAAAAUGUACACCUGUGUUUGGAAUGGUCUCUUCCACUAUUCUGCAAGCCACCCCUGAAUGAGUCAUCCAGCCGGCUCCUCAUUGGAUAAGACCAUGCCAUCCCAAGGGAUUGCCUUGCAGAGGCAGAAAGGCCUUGCUUCCAUUCACAGAAACAUUGGUAUGCCAGCCUGCUAUUUCAUUCACAUAAAAGACUAAAUAUUGCAUGCUUUUUGUCCUAUAAUUCUCCUUUGUCUUUUUGCCUCCUCUUUUGGUUUGCGAGGGCCUGUCUUUUCUUCCCUGCUUCUGUGUUUGCCUUUUUUUUCUGGGGAGAGAACGCAGACGCGCUGUCUUUUUUUUUUUUUUCUAUAUUUGCCAGGCAGGAAAGAGAGAUGUUGGGAGGGACUGCAGUGCGAAAUCUGCAGCAGAGUGAGAGCGGAAGCUGCUUAUGAAUGAGUGUCAGUCUUUCGGCUUUGCUAGAUGCUCCUGAGGACAUUUUACAUGAAUGGUGUCUGGCUGUUUGCUUUCCGCUACAGGGAAGACAAAGAUGCUUCAUUGCUGCUGGUUUUAAGGAGGAUCAUGGGCUUUUUCUGUUAUCCUUUUGGUUGUUUCAUUGACUUAUCUGUCUGAGAAACAUGUCGUUCCUACUCAGUUUUUUUUUCUCAUUCAUGUAAUUCAACCUGGACUGCUUCCUUGUUGUGAACUAAAAUUGUAUUCCUUUGUUGCAGGAUACUGAUAGAGAAAUACUGCUGCACAUUAGAUAUGCUUUAUUAAUUUUUGCGUUAAUGCCUGACUAUGAAUAUUUUGUGCAGAAACAACAAGUAGUCAUAGGUUUUUUAAAGUAAAUAACUGAGAACCAGGAUCUAAUGCUAAACGCAACACGCAGGGACAGGAGACAAUAUAAUUAAUGUUAAAAUAUAGGCUUUAGAAGUUGUGUUUAAUUGUUCUGCCCAUAUUCUGCGGGUAUUUUAAAUUAACAUGGACAAUAUAUUAAUGAUGUUGCGUAUUUCCAGUCAUGCUAAAAUCUUACUGUAUUGUUGCUUUCAGUGAUUCACUGUAAACGAUGGUUCUAUAUCCUUUUAGGAAAAUGACGUCUUCGUGAAAUAUUUAAAUAGAGGUUUUACACUUGAAUUCAAAACAACCAUAUUUUUCAUAGAUUUUGGCAGAAUUGUAGCUGUCAAAUAAAUGGAUACAAGUUUCAUUACUUAUUUCAUUAAUCAUUUCUGUGAUUAGUUUAUUGUGUGCGUCAUCCUUUAAUCACAACUUUUAUCAGUUCAUCUAUUUAAUAAGAAGUAAAUUGGGGAUGACAUGAAUUCAAGAAAAUUAUCCUCAAUCAUUUUAUGAAGUUACAUUUUCAAGCAACCUCUCAUUCUUAAUUUCCUUUUCUCGGAAAACCAAAUAGGAAGGAAAUAAUUACAGAGAAUAAAUAUCAGACUGGUGAAUUUAAAAAUUGAUAGCUUCUAGUGUGCUGUAAGUGGGAGUUUUUUUUUCUCUCUCUCUCCAACAGGAAGUGAUUUGCAGUGUUCAGCAAGCCUUUUGUUGAGAAGGUUUUCUCAGAUCAGUGAGUCAUGCUCUAGCUCUGAGCCGGCAGGCAGGCAGCAGUCAGUAGAGAGUAUUUGCUCUUCCCUCGCAGUAUCCGUGAUCAUCGACAACAUAGACCUUUUUCUCGUACUUUUUGGAUUUUUAAGGCUAGAAAUCAGCAGCAGCAUCAUCACCGCCGGAAACCAAACAAGGUGCACCACAACACUGGCAGCCUUUUAGAGACCCCUUUGCUCUCCAUCCUCUUCUUCCUCUGCCUCAAUGCUGUGUUUCCAUGGAUUGUGUCUGUAUAUUUCCCUCUGACGGAUUGGAUUUCAGCUCUGGAUUUUACUGAGAGCAGAUUGGACUUUGGCGACAGCAGCGGCAGCAGCAGCUCAACACAACCACCACUGUAACCUCAAUAGAGAAAAUUACAGUCAGGUGGCCUGUGAUUGCUUAAAGGCGUUUGCUGCCUGUACCGCUGCUGCUAUGUUACAGGAGAGGGUAAUCAGCACGGCUCACCCACGUCUGCCAGCACACUUGUGAAAGAGGCAAGCUGUGCGUGUCGGUUGGUGGAGAGAGCAAGAGAGAGAAGGGUAUGCUUCACCGUACCAAAUACAACCGCUUCAGGAAUGAGUCAGUAACAUCCGUCGAUGAGCUUCUCCACGGCCUGUCCAUGAACCCCAAGGUCUCGGCCACCCCCCAGUCUGCAGCCGAGACAUCUUACACACCUCCAACUGAGGUCCAGCCCUCCUCCACCACCACUGCUACCAGCACCCCCACCAGCCACGGCUCUGACCACCUGGAAGAUGGAGGCACCACCCUCUGUACCCUCAUCAACAAGGUGUCCGGCCUGAAAUUCAGCAACUCGGGCAGCUUGCUGGGCAUCAAGGGUCUGCCCUCGGCUGUCAAGGACCUGGCUGUGUCCAAGCUGCAGGGGGGUGGGGGAUCGGGCUCGGGCUGCUCCAGUGGCCCGAACGCCAGUGUGCCGACAGCAGCGGCAGCAGCCUCUGGUGUGGGCGGCUCUUUGUGCAGCUCGGCCUCCCAUUCAACCCCCUGCUCGCAGCUAGACCCAGCCGUCAGUAUGAGCAAGAAGAGCAGGCUGGACGAGCUCCAGCUCGGCGGAGAGGACUGGCAUCCAGCUGGAGGUGGUGGACUGGUGAGCAAACCCUCCAGAGGAUGGCUGCACUCGAGCGAGAAGAUCUCUGGUCCAGGAGUGACAUACAUUGUGAAGUAUCUGGGCUGUAUAGAAGUUCUUCGGUCAAUGAGAUCCCUCGAUUUCACCACAAGAUCACAAAUUACAAGGGAAGCCAUCAGCCUGGUGUGUGAGGCUGUUCCAGGGACCAAAGGAGCUCUGAGGAAGAGAAAGCCACCAUCUAAAGCUCUGUCCAGUAUCCUGGGGAAGAGCAACCUGCAGUUUGCUGGCAUGUCCAUCAACCUAAAUAUCUCCACCAGUAGCCUCAACCUGAUAGCCCCUGACUGCAAACAGAUCAUAGCCAACCAUCACAUGCAGUCCAUCUCCUUUGCAUCAGGUGGAGACCCCGACACAACUGAUCAUGUUGCCUAUGUAGCGAAGGACCCCGUAAACAGAAGAGCAUGCCACAUCCUGGAGUGCUCUGACGGGCUGGCCCAGGACGUCAUCAGCACCAUCGGCCAGGCCUUUGACCUCCGCUUCCAGCUGUACCUGCAGUGUCCCUCAAGCAAAUUGUCCUCCACACAUGACAGGGUAUUAAACAUGGAGGAGUUACCAUGGACAGAGGAAGACGAGGAGUCAGCAGAACAUCCUUACUAUAACAACAUCCCUGGCAAGAUGCCACCCCCUGGAGGCUUUAUUGACACCAGGCUGACCAAUCAGAAUGCAGUGCCAGAUGGAUGCCAGGUGGGCCCAGGUUCAGUAGAUCAGACAUAUUACCAAGGGCGGCACUGUGGAGAAAACUGGGGAGAUGAAAGAAAGUCCAUAUUCAUACAACAGGGAUCUUUUGAUAUAAACAGUCUGCCCGAGAGUAAAGGUCAGGCACCAAAAACGGGAGAGAUGCCUGCUUAUGUGAACACUCAGCAGAUUGACGCCCAGGUGCUCGCAGCACUCCAGGCCGAGGCGGAAAAUGUGACGAGGGGCAUGGCGGCUGCAGCCAGAGAGAGCCCACAGAAGGACCUGUUUGACAUGAAGCCCUUCGAGGAUGCCAUUCAGUCGCAGUCCCAUCCGCCGACCCAGGGGCAAGCCCAGUCCCAGGUCUCCAGUCUUCAGAAGGCAGCAUCCGUGGACAACUCGAGCCCUCUUCUUGUUCGCUCGGUGGCCUUCCGUGCACAGGAGGAGCUGGAGGGCCAGACGUGGUACCAUGGCAAAAUGAGCCGCCGUGACGCUGAAAAACUGCUGAAAGAAGACGGAGACUUCCUGGUUCGUAAGAGCACUACCAACCCAGGGUCCUACGUAUUGACGGGCAUGCACAAUGGACUUGCCAAACACCUGCUGCUGGUGGACCCUGAGGGCACGGUACGGACAAAAGAUCAUAUAUUCGACAGCAUUAGCCAUCUUAUUGGCCAUCACCGUGACAACAAUCUGCCCAUUGUGUCAGCUGGAAGUGAACUGUGUCUCUUACAGCCUGUUGGAAGGAAACAGUGAUGCUUGCAAUGCAUGGUGGGAAAUGGGAAGCUCUGAACAGUCUCUCCCACCAUCCUGAAACUUGAAGAUGAAACAUGAAGAGAAGAUGCUUAAAGGCUCUAUGGGCUGACCGUGUUUCGGGGAAAUUGGCCCACAGUAACACGACUGGAGGCACUGGAAGAAGCAAGAUUUGGAAAAAAAAAAAGAUUUCUAGAACUGUUAUUAUUUUGUUCUGAUGACUGAAAUGCUAUAUUUUUGAGAAGACAUAGGUGCAUUUGGAGAUAAUAUCUUGAUUUGGUGUUUUAAAAGAUAAAAAAGACAACUGUUCUUGUAGUUUAGAUGAAGUGCAAAUCAACCUCAAAGCGGUGUUGACAAGAGUAUUUUAGAAUUAAAAAACGUAAAUUUUAGUUUUGUCUGUCAAGCACAACCACAUUUCUCGUUAAGGAAACACAGCUAAGAGGUCCAAGAAACAAAAACCGUUUGGACAACAAAAGUCUGUUUAUAAUUAUUUAAGAUGUCCUUUCAUCUCAACUAUAGCGUGACAGCUCACUCAAUUAGUCACUAUAUGAAAUCUGCUUUUAUUGGGGAUUAGAACUGAAUGUGUUUUGCUUUGCAGUAUUCACAAAGUGUUGGGGUGCAAACAGACAUCCUUCAUAGUGCUGUUAAUGGCUUUAAAGAUAAACCUUUUAUGAAGUAUUUUCUUGUGUCACGGCAGUCGCAUGACUUAAAAAUCAACUGUUCUUGUGGACAUUGUUUGUAGACCUUGAUACCUCUUUAUUUGAAAGAGGUGCUUGUGUAUGCUGACACUGUAAAGAGUAUUUAUGCUUUUCAACCAGUGAUUAUUUCUGAAUUGGUUUUCUCUGAAUUCUUUUUUAGGUGUGUAGUCAAUGAUUAGUUUUGGGGCUUGAGUCAUGCAAUGGAUGUUUUCACAUUCUUAAUUUAAGCUUUUGUUUUGGUUUGAACUUUUAAAAGUUAUUGUUAUUAUUUGAAUGACCACAAAUAAAUAGCACAAUCAGAAAGUUUGAUCACUUAGAUCAUCUGUGUCAGUUGUACCAAGACGAAUUACCAAGAUGUGAUUUACCAUUUUUUACACAAGAGACUGAAUUAGACAAACGCACAGUGUGCACUCAAUACAGAAUGUUUAAUAUUAGAUGACCUCCACUUAUUGAUGUUCAACAAAAAGAUGAUAUUUCUCAAUGUGUGGAUGUAUUAUAGCAAGACUACUGAAAUGCCACUAGAUGUCAUCACAGAAGUCCUGGUUUACCCCAGUCAGUCACACUCACCUAAAUUCUCUUGUGUUAUUAGUAGUGAAGGAUGCAGGCUGUGUAUUGCUUUACAGUACAGGGUGGAAACCAUUGCUGCUUGACGGGUCACAGUUCAUUUGCAUUUUGCAGUCCACUGUACGCAAUCAUUCCUCCGAGCAGUUUACUGCAUUUCAUGUUAUACAGACUGUUGUUUGUAGAGUGGGAAUCAAACAAUUGAAAUGGCUAAUAGAAACAAUACGCCGCAGUUCUAGCUACAUACUUUUAUAAUGCUCUCAUCUUUAUUAUUAUCAGUACUCUGAUGGAUAGCAAAUGCUGGGGCAUUGUAUUUGAUUUGCACUGUACCACUUCAAUUGAACCAAAAUCAGCAUAUGUUCAAUGAGUUUGACAAGACAGAUGCAAUGUAAUAUAACGUGCCUGUAUUUUGCUGCAAGAGGGAGUGUACAGUACAUGCAUCUUACAACUACACAUAUUUGUACACAGUAUUGGGAUCAAAAUGAAAAAUAUCCACCACCAGAUUACUUUUGGUUUAAGCUGACUUGAUUCCUUGUGUCCCUAGGAGCAGAAGAACAUACUGGCAUUUUUGAGAGAAUGGUGAGAAGAAAAUGGCACAAAGAAUCAUUGAGUUUUUUUUUUAUAUAUACAACAAUCCAUAAACUUUUAGUCUACUUUUUGUGACAUAAUUUCAUCAAAUCUAAUAUCUUGGGAAAAGGAAUAAUCCGCUAUAUGAAAAAAGUAGUCUAAUGUAAAGGAUUCUUUUAGUCUUCGAUUGAUUACUCUGUAUUUCUGAAAAGCAAAUUUGUAGAAUCAUCUUUAAAAAAUGUGGUUUUGAACAAAGCAUAUACAUAUAAAGCAGGAACAACUACAUACUUGAAUGUCUCCGAGCACGUGAUGAUUAGCUGUGUGGUAUAAAGAAAUGAUACAACCAAACACGCUGGGACACAGAAAGAACAUGGCUUCUUUCCAGAUUUCUGUUGAUAAAAAUGUGCCUUUUAUUUGUACAAAUGGUAUUUUUAUUUCUCUUUUCAAAGUGCAAUAGCUGAUCUUCAAUGGGGCAUGCCUGUUCACUAGAGGUUGUGUUUUGCCCUGCUGCGUGUUGCUGCUUGAGACUACCGUUUUCUCUAUCUAUCUGUCUCUCUCUCCCUCCCUCCCUCUCUAUUAUAUAUUAUAAGUGUAUCAUUUCCAGAUUCUAAAUAUAAAUCUUCGUCAGAGGGAAUCACACAAACUCACUAUUUUGGAACAGGUAAAGU
Molecule: messenger RNA, 6810 nt
Organism: Etheostoma cragini (Arkansas darter)
Lineage: Eukaryota; Metazoa; Chordata; Actinopteri; Perciformes; Percidae
Gene: shc3
Product: SHC (Src homology 2 domain containing) transforming protein 3
Exons: 12
Coding region: 2298-4319 (673 amino acids)
Biological process (GO): intracellular signal transduction; cell surface receptor protein tyrosine kinase signaling pathway
Cellular component (GO): plasma membrane
Molecular function (GO): receptor tyrosine kinase binding
Source: RefSeq, a predicted model, not a curated record